AUGAGCCACAACGCCAUGGCGCGUCAUUUAGCCUCUUCACAGCUCCGAAGAGCUAGGGAGAGAGUGCCCUCGGUCUUGUCCACUGCGCCGACGCAUUCUCUCCUCGUAAUUAUAACCUCAUGUGCAUUUUGGCCGAGAUUGAGCAUCGUGAGUAAUCUUACCAAUACUAUAGCGAUUUCGUACGGAGUCUUUUACGUUUUAAUAUGCGCCAAGUCGACUAAUGAAUGA
Molecule: messenger RNA, 228 nt
Organism: Akanthomyces muscarius
Lineage: Eukaryota; Fungi; Ascomycota; Sordariomycetes; Hypocreales; Cordycipitaceae
Exons: 6
Coding region: 1-228 (75 amino acids)
Source: RefSeq, a predicted model, not a curated record